Molecule: messenger RNA, 2909 nt
Organism: Siniperca chuatsi (mandarin fish)
Lineage: Eukaryota; Metazoa; Chordata; Actinopteri; Centrarchiformes; Sinipercidae
Gene: mnmip1
Product: SH3 domain containing 21
Exons: 17
Coding region: 195-1667 (490 amino acids)
Molecular function (GO): protein binding
Source: RefSeq, a predicted model, not a curated record
GACUUGCCAUGACAAGCCUCAGGAAAAGUUGCUCAAUGUUAAUGUUUAACAAGUAGGAAGAAGGGCCUAGGCUACCAUAUCUCUGUCUUAAACACAACCACACUCUUUCAGUUCUCCUUCUACUCAAGAGUUUGUUCACUGUUUUGCGAAGGAAUUACAUAUUCAGAUCCAAAGGAGAAAGAAAGAAAGACACCAUGGAGGUGCUGGUGCUGAUCGACUUCGAGGGCACCAUGGGAGACGAGAUCACAGUGAGGAUGGGGGAUGUGGUCAAAAACGUCACCAAGGCCAGCGAGGAGGGAUGGCUGGAGGGGGAGCUGAGAGGAAAGAGAGGCAUCUUCCCUGCCACCUUUGUCAAGGAGGUGCCAGUCUAUUUGAUAGGUGACAGCAAGAGGGAACCACGAAGUCUUAGAAAAACGAAGAUGAUGAAACAGAUGAGGAAAUGCGAGGUAGCGUUUGCCUACAGCCCCAUGAAUGAAGAUGAGCUGCAACUGGUUGUUGGGGAGACUGUAGAGAUCAUCAAAGAGAUUGAAGAUGGAUGGUGGAUGGGUUUGAAAAAUGGCAAAGUGGGAGCAUUUCCGUCAAAUUUUGUCAAAGAAAUUUUUGUUUCCCCUAAAGACGGCAAGCACAAUGAGAGCAAGGCAAGACCCAAGCUCACUGAUGCAGUGUUCAAUAAGGAGAUAUCUCAAAGAGCAAGUGUGAGGAACAAAGCAAAAAAUGCGGUGGAGUGUUGCCAAGUCAUGUUUGACUACAAGGCCAAAGCGGAGGAUGAGUUGGAACUGAAAAAAGGAGACGUUGUAGUGAUACUGAGAAAGGAAACAGAAGAUGAAGGCUGGUGGGAGGGAGAGCUAAACGGACGCUGUGGCUUCUUUCCUGAUAACUUUGUCAUGGUGAUACCACCAGUGGACAAUCAGCAAUCUGUGACCACAAGCCAACCGCCUGCACGCAACUUAAACAAGAAACUCUCAGUGAAGACAGAGACCUCAGCGAUGGAGAAAGGCGGUUCAGGCAAGACAAAAGAUGAUAAACCAGAGGCUAAGGACCUGAGAAGCAAUCCUCCAACCAAAGUCAAGCUGCCAUCCAUCAAGCCCAGCCCGCCUCCAGUCAAAGACAAACCCAACAAGGUUUUACCCAAAAUCAAUGGUGAUGUGGCUCCUGUUUCACCAAAACAACCGGAGGAGAAAGAGACCGACCAGUUUGAUGGAGUGGAUUUGCAGACUGAAAAGCUGAGCCAUCCUACAGCAAACAGAGCCAAACCCCCGCAGAGGAGACCACCAUCAGCAGCAAUAGUCCACGCUCAGAAUGCCACUGACCAGACAGAACCAGAAAUAUCUGCAAAAAAGUUCCAGACGGAAAAAUUACCUGGCUUGCAAAAGGGUUCAGAAAAUGUCCUGCCACCACCUGCAAAGCCUGAUCAUCGACCCAGGACGCCACCUCCAGUUCGACCAGUACCACCGAAAGUAGUUGUGGAUGGCAGAACAGUGACUCAUAAAGAAGAACCAACUGUGGAAAGCCUGCAGACUGAAAUCAAAGAGCUGAGGAUGACUCUGGAGCUGCUACAGGCACGACAUGAGCAAGACAUGCAGGAAGUGAAAGAAGAACUGAGGGAGGAGAGAAACAAACGACUGGUACUGCAGGAAGAAGUACACGGUUUAAAGAGAAAGAAUUAAUCCCAACACAGACUGCGACUGUGCUGUCUGUCUGACACUGUGCAAUGCAGGCUCUCGUACUGCAAAUUUAAACAAGAUGAACAUUUUUCUGACACGGAAUGGGGAUGGAGAAGACAAGCAAGCUCUCCCACUGCAGACAAGUGAGGGCUAAAUCAGAAAGUAGAGUUGGACAUAGGACCAAGCUAAUCCUGCACUGGACCGGAGAAACUUGAUCCUUCUCAACAUUUUUAAAUGAUGUACUGUUAAAUUUUUUACAUAUUUGAAUGCUGGAAAACACAAAUAUUGGUCCUAUGUGGGUUACAUUUGGUUGCAAAUUAAUGUUUUACAUUGUUCUGUUUCAACUGUCACCAUUAUUAUUUUUAUCAUAGGUUUUACUUUACAUUUACAAUAAUUAACAUUUACAUAAUUAAUGCCUCAACAGAGUGUGUAAUAUAUGCAGCUGUACAUAGCAGGAAAUACUGUGAUAAAAUAUAAUUUUAAGUCAUCCUAAGUGGCAUUGUUACCUGAAUGUUAAUACCUGAAAUACUAGUCAAAAAUAUGGCUUGACAUGCAGGUGUUUUUUUUUUUUUUUUUUUUUACACCAGAAUGUAAUGCUGCAACAAUCCACUGGGGGGCACUGUAUGACUAUUCUACAUAAAGAGAAGCGCUAAACUUGUCAGUGAAUGCUGGAUUGGUGGAAAAGACCGGGCACUAGUGACCUCACAUUAGAAAACAAAACAUAUUUAAUUCAGAAGAGUAAAUGUGUCAAGAUUCAAGAUUCAAGAAAAUGGCUGAUGUUAAUGGAGUUUGUGGUCAACUGUAUUUUUUGUAGUUAAGUGGAAAAGGCAUCCUGUGUCACUCAGAGAAAAACUGACUCACUCUGAAACAAUGAACUUUGUGACUCAUGGCGAUGGAUGUAGCGAACGUGGGAAGAGAAUUAAUGAGAAAUACUUUGCACCCGCCACAGGGAGAGCUAUUUAACUUGACUAUAUUUGGUCCACGGUAUCUUCAGAGUAAGGCGUACUGAUUUGGUUUUGGCUCCAAAUGGUGACGGCGGUGGUGGUACUGGUGGUGUGCUCCUGUCUAAGCCUACUAGUGUUGCCCGCUGUAGAGCACAUCUGGAUGACAUCUGGAGCCCAUAAGGGACCGGGUGCUUCUGAAACUGCCAUGGGAACAUACUAUUUUUAUAAACUGUGUUGAAUAAUGGUCAUUAAGGGCACAUUGCCCCUUGGACAAGGAGUGAAAUAAAUUAAACUAAACAAA